AUGCCUCUCUUUGCCUCGUGGCUGCGGCUGGCUAGCCCUACGGCCAAGAUGGACGCUCGUCCCUGCGCCUCGCACGAUUCCAUUGCCAUCGUUGAGAAGCCCGACGCCCUCCACGCCCAGCUGGCCGACUCGAGGGCUGAGAAGGUUCGCUGGCUGGUCCAGAGCAUCGUCGAGACCCACGCCCAGCUGCUCAAGCUCCCUCAUUUUCGGCCGGGAAAGGCCAUCAACCACCUCCUGGGGAACCUCGUGGCCGUCUGCUCUGAAAUUCACGACCGGGACAUUGUUGACAAGGUCUUAUCCAACCCUAACGUCCAAGGAGUCCUCCUCUCCCUCCGCCAGAUCUGCGCCCAAGCCGAGUCCUGCCUCGAGCUGCAUUGGGCCGAGCACAUCCUCGCCGGCGGACCCCAGAGCCCCGACGAAGUCCUCGCCCGCCUCAAAACCUUUCCCUACUACGAGAACUACGAAGAGCUCACCCGCCUCGAGCUCUGCGCCAUCCUCUCGGCCACCAAGACCCCGCCGCGCCGUGUCGCCUUCAUCGGCUCCGGGCCCUUGCCCCUCACAUCCCUCUGCCUGCUGCAGUCCCUAAAACACGACGCCCUCCUCGCCCGCCUGGCACCAGCAACACCCCACCCACCAAACGGCACCGCCAUCGACAUGUCUGUGUUAUCUCCGGCAACGGACCCCCUUAUCCUCAAUGUAGACUACGACCCGGCCGCAAUCGCCGCGUCCCUGACCCUCUCGCUAGCGCUGGGCGAGACGGGAAGUGGGAUGGAGUUCAUCUGCGCCGAGGCCACGUCCCCGUCCAAGGACCUCGCCGAGUUUGACGUGGUCUACAUGGCGGCGCUCGUCGGCAUGUCACAGGCGGAGAAGGAGGGCAUCAUCCUCCAGGUGGUCGAUCGCAUGCGGGCCGGGGCGCUGCUCGUCGUGCGCAGCAGCUGGGGGCUGAGGAGUUGUCUUUACCCGGAGGUUGAUCUCGCUACCGAGGGGUUGCUCAAGAAAUUGGAGUGCUGUGUGGUGGUGCACCCGUAUGGACAGGUGGUGAAUUCGGUUAUUGUUGCGAGGGUUAGACAGUAG
Molecule: messenger RNA, 1074 nt
Organism: Parathielavia appendiculata
Lineage: Eukaryota; Fungi; Ascomycota; Sordariomycetes; Sordariales; Chaetomiaceae
Product: Nicotianamine synthase
Exons: 2
Coding region: 1-1074 (357 amino acids)
Biological process (GO): nicotianamine biosynthetic process
Molecular function (GO): nicotianamine synthase activity
Source: RefSeq, a predicted model, not a curated record